Molecule: messenger RNA, 1563 nt
Organism: Penicillium macrosclerotiorum
Lineage: Eukaryota; Fungi; Ascomycota; Eurotiomycetes; Eurotiales; Aspergillaceae
Product: protein translocase subunit TIM50
Exons: 3
Coding region: 1-1563 (520 amino acids)
Molecular function (GO): phosphoprotein phosphatase activity
Source: RefSeq, a predicted model, not a curated record
AUGCUGAGCCGUGCCGUUCUGCCUCUUGCGAGGCGCAACGUCCUCGCCUCGACCGUCCGGGUCUCCGCCCUGUCCGCGCAGCGGCCACGGUGGUAUGCUAAAGGCAAGGACAACGCCCCGUAUAAGCUGCCCGAGUCAUUGCAGGCCAAGGAGCCCAAGGCUCAGCAGUCUCAGGCUACCGAAAAGUCACAGAAGGACCAGCAGGCUGCAGAGCAGUCUGAGUCCAACGCCCAGGCUACGCCCGAAAGCGAUUCUGCCACCACUCCCGAAUCGGAGCAGAUUCCCAAUAAGCCCCUCCCCGACUUGACUCAGGGUAUCCCGUCCACACUCGCCGCUGAGCUGGAAGGCCGCAUGAAGAAGGGUGGACCAUUGAACCUGACAGAGGAUCCCACUCAAUCUGAGGACUACAGCGAAGAUAAUGGCCGUGGUGGUGACAUCCCAAAGGGUGGCUAUGAGACCUCCCUGGAUCGCCGCAAGGCCCGCAUGGCCAAUGUCAUGUAUGCAUUGAUGCUGGCUGCCGGUGUUGCUGGCAUGGGCUACCUAGGCCGGAACUGGGAAACCGAUGAGGAAGAGCGUGCUCACACCGAGACACCAUCUGGCUGGGGCUUUGGUCUGUGGUGGGGUCGCAUCAAGGCUCGUAUGAAUGACCUGACUAGCUACUACAAGGAUCCCGCCUUCCCCAAGCUCCUCCCCGACGAGGAUCCUAACGUGCGCCAACCCUACACCCUGGUCCUCAGUCUGGAGGACCUACUUGUUCACAGUGAAUGGAGCCGCGAGCACGGAUGGCGUGUGGCCAAGCGCCCCGGCGUCGACUACUUCCUCCGCUACCUCAACCAGUACUAUGAGCUGGUUCUUUUCACCAGUGUUCCCAGCAUGAUGGCUGACCAGGUCCUUCGCAAACUUGACCCUUACCGUAUCAUCCGCUGGCCUCUAUUCCGUGAGGCUACCCGUUACAAGGAUGGUGAAUACAUUAAGGAUCUGUCCUACCUGAACCGUGACCUGUCGAAGGUGAUCCUGAUCGAUACCAAGGAGGAACAUGCUCGCCUGCAGCCCGAGAACGCCGUCGUGCUGGAGAAGUGGACUGGCGACCCCAAGGACAAGACCUUGGUUGCUCUCAUUCCCUUCCUGGAGUACCUCGCUGGUAUGGGCGUUGAGGAUGUCCGUCCCGUGCUGAAGUCCUUCGAGGGCAGCUCAAUCCCGGUCGAGUUCUCUAAACGUGAGAAGGCUAUGCGCGAGCGCUUCGAGAAGGAGCUCGCUGAAGAGAACAAGAAGAAGCCUUCCGUCAGCAUUGGUAGCUUUGCCUCUGCACUCGGUCUGAAGUCGAGCCGAACCCUGGACGGCGAGCAGUCACCCUCAGACGGUCUGGCCCAGGGCAAGAUGCUCUGGGACCAAAUCCGUGAGCGUGGCCAGAAGAAUUACGAGCUGAUCGAGCGUGAGAUCCGCGAGAACGGCGAGAAAUGGCUGGCUGAAAUGGCUGCAGAGGAGGAGAAGGCUCGCCAGGAGCAGAUGAAGAGCAUGAAGGGCUCUUUCACUGGCAUGUUCGGUGCCGGUGGCAAGGAGUAA